Thalassophryne amazonica is the source of this 4171-nucleotide messenger RNA. Its product is annotated as SH3 domain-containing protein 19-like. Gene Ontology annotation, cellular component: ESCRT-0 complex. Lineage: Eukaryota; Metazoa; Chordata; Actinopteri; Batrachoidiformes; Batrachoididae. The transcript is spliced from 17 exons. Gene Ontology annotation, biological process: protein transport to vacuole involved in ubiquitin-dependent protein catabolic process via the multivesicular body sorting pathway. The record is from RefSeq and is a predicted model, not a curated record. Bases 342 to 3602 code for a protein of 1086 amino acids. Gene Ontology annotation, molecular function: protein binding.
GCGGAGUUAUACGCUUUGAGUGCCAUUCUUUUCCACGUUUUCUGCUCAUCCCUGUUUUUUGUUUGCGGGUGACGUCACGCGGCGGUGGACGGAGCGCUCGCGGACACACAGGAGGGCAAACAGGGAAGUGGAUAAAGUCUUCAAACGAUACCGACGCUUUUAUCGACGAUUAAACGCUGCAGUUCGUCCAGGUGGUGAUUAGGAGCAGAUCAGUAGAGUGGAAGCGGCAGUGGAGGCUGAAGCUGGCGGUGUUUGGGGUGAACUUGUCCCGGUUUGUUGUUGCUGGAGGAGCAAAGAGGGAAUAAUGGUGUGAAAGAGGAGAAGGAAGGAAGAAAGGAGACAUGGCCGAGGCUCGGACAGAAGAGGAAGAGGAGAACAUGAGGAGAGAAAGCCGGGAGCAAGUGGUCAGGAGACAAACAAACAGCUCCGGAGGUCGUCCUGACAGACGUAAACCAGACCACUGUCUCAGUCACGGUCCUCUGUCGUCCAUCCGAGCAGCCAUCAAGAGAACUUCCACCAGGUCGGCGUCCGUGUCAGAAACACCCAGGGACAGAGACAGGAGACGACCAGAGAUCACCAUCCUGUCAGCAGAGCCGUUGGCCUCCACUUCCUGGUUCCCCGGAGCUGCUGGAGGAUUCCCUCCUCCGCCGCCUCCUGCAGCGCAGGUCUGGGGACCCACAAUCCCUCCGUCCAUACAGCCGCCUCCUUCUUAUGAGGAGGUGAUCAGGGAGAAGACACACGAGCAGGUUCUCUUUCCGUCUUCCUCGUCUGUCUCCACUUCUUCAUCACGUCCAGUUCGCAGGACAACCAUCGCCACGCAGACCGACCCGGGGUCUGAUCCUGGUCCACAGGACUUACCAGUAAAAAAAACAGCGAAGCCGCCGCGGCCACUCCUCCCCUCUCCCCCGAAGCCAACUCAUGUUGAUGACAUCACCAAUACAGCCAGCCAGUCACCACCCCUUGACAAAGUGGAAGGAAAUACAUCCACGGCCGUACAGUGCUGUGACCCCGUCUCUGACCUUUUUUCACCUUUGAUCUCCACCUCUGGAGCUCUAACAGACCAAUGGGAUCACACUUUGGCUGGCGUUGAGGCACAGUUGGAGCCUCCCAGGCCACAGCCUCGUUCCAGGAUUAGUUCACAGCCAGUCACCAGUGAGGUCAAAGUUCAGACAUUAGUGAAGAUUCGUGAAGACGGUCUAGCGACGCUGGCUGCUCGUGCGAGAAGUGACGCUGCUAACCAGGAAGUGAGUCCGGGGAAGUACCUGCAGGAGCUGCUUGAGGCCUUCAGCUCUGACGACUGGGGUCUUCCUGAGGGUCACUGUGGCGACAGCAGCGUGUCCAGUGACUCAGGGAGUGAGGACGGGGAGGAGGACAAAGGGGAACUGAGCCUGGAUGACAUGGCAGCCCUGAAAGCCAGGAUCCAGGCCUUUGAGCAGCAGCAGGAGGUGGUUGAUGGGAGUUCUGGAGAGGGCAACAGUGGCGACGGCAAUGCUGUCACAAAAAAACCUGAACCCCGGCCACGCCCUCGUCUCCAGGGACAAUUGGGCAAAGUGGCCCCUCCUACUGUGGCCCCAAAACCUAAAUCCUUGGCAUACAGUCCAAAGCCAUCCAACAAGAGUUUCUGGGAAGAUGGUGAAUCAUCAGGAGUUGAUCUGGAAAGAAGCAAACUCUCCUCUGCAGAAUCAAACUCUAAACCCCAAACCGUCACUAACUCUGCUUCCACCCCAAAAUCAGAUCCUUCACUGGUGCUCCAACCCCACAAGAACAGUGACAAAACAGCGGUAACUGCCCCCAAACCCCGAAGUUCUACAGAGAACCUCCCGCCUAUGGCCUCUGUUCUCAUCCCCAUCCCCACCCCCAGACCCCUUCCAAACAAAUUCAUCCCUGCUGUCAGCGAGCCUGCACCCACAGUCAACCCCAAACCCCCACCCAGACCUCCGGUCGCACCAAGAACCAGUGUAGGACAUCAUCCCCAUGAUAAGAAAACCACCACGGGGCAGACUAACACGGCUCCUCCCACCAGACCCCCUGCAGAGGUCGGCAGUGGCACGGCUGUGCAGGAUCAGCCUGGAAACAAUGAGAUUGUGGAGACACCAACCCAAACUGUGACUGUAGGAAGCAUUCGUCCAGACGUCCCAAGUAAACCGGCCACACUGACGUCAUCUCGCAGAGCCACUGCUCCAACUCUUGCUCCCAAACCCACCGUAGCCUCUGAUACCAAACCAGUUCCAGCGAAACCUGCUGUUCCUGCAUCCAAACCUUCAUGCGCGGCCCCGGGCCUUAAAGCGCCGGCUCCAGUUCUGAGGAAGAGCCCUGUGAUCCAGACCAAAGCUGAAACCUCCAGCAGUGUGAACCCAAACUCCUCAGACCCCCCUCUGCCUCCCUGGCCGUCAGCUGUGAAACUCCUCCCCGUUCGCCCCCCACCAAUCAAAUCUAUUCCUGGGCGACCACCUCCCCCUAUGACAAAAACCAGUCCAGCAUCUUCCACCACUUCACUGAUCCAGGCUCCGCCUUCACAGGGCCCUCCUUCUGUGGCAGCCAAUCAAACGCAGAGCCAAAGGGUCUCAAAGCGAGGCCCGCCUCUGCCGCCCCGCCCUAAACCUGGCCACCCUCUCUAUAGCAGCUACAUGAAACAGGAAGUCCUGAUCGUCCUGGAUGACCCAAGUCCCGCCCCCUCAGAUCAUCUGUUGGGCGAGGUGCAGGAUCAAACCAACGUCCCAUCUGUCAUCAAGCCUUCAGAAUGUCUCCUGGACUUGGACACCCAACCAGAUCCUGUGUCUGAUCACGACAGCCAAUUAAAACCAGUGUUAGAGGGUUCUGACCUAUCAGAGUCAAAGUCCAUCCUGCCUGUACAGCAAACUGCCCAGAAGGAACCUUUAGACCUUCCGCCUGACAGUGGUCCACGGUGCAUCGCCUUGUUUGAUUACGAAGGAGAGGAGGAAGACGAGCUCACCUUCUGCCAAGGUGAUGUCAUCGUCCUCAUGGAGGUCAAUGGGCAAGAGUGGGGGCGGGGUCAAAUCCAUGGGCGUAUAGGAAUGUUCCCUCUGAGCUUCACCAUGGUGAUGGAGCCCCUCCCACAGCCGGCAUCGCUGUCUGUGGAAACAGUGAAAAAGACUACAGCAGACACAGCAGCAGCUGAAAGUCCUGCACCAAAGACCUCACAGGACCAAGAAUCAGAGACAGAGGAGUGGGCAUUGGCUCUGUUCGACUUUCCUGGUCAGACCACAGAGGAUCUGUCUUUCCACAAGGGGGCGCUGAUCCAAGUGGUGGAACACGUUGAUGCUGAGUGGAGGAGAGGAAGACUGGAGGGGAGGGAGGGGCUUUACCCCGCCGCCUUCACGCAGCCCUGCCACAGUUCGACGCACGCGCUUAUAAAUACACAAGAGAAAGCAGGACACGCUCAGCCUAUCACAGGCCAGCAGUGUGCUGUGGAGGGUGUGGCCAAGGCACUGUUUGAUUUCUCUGCAGAGAGCGAAGAUGAGCUCACGCUAAAGGCUGGUGACAUCAUAACGCAGGUGGAGCUGGUGGACGAGCAGUGGAUUCUGGGAGCUGUGGGCGGGAAGCGUGGAAUUGUGCCUAAAAACUACAUUUCCCUUCUGUAACAAAUAAAUCCUGAAUCGCUAACAGCGUUCCAACUGUGGGGUUUGGAAGCAACCAUCUUCUCCACAUACCAGUCUUACCCAUGACGCUGUGUGCACGUGGACGUGCACAUGUAUGACUGUUUUAAAAUUUCCAGUGUUUCAAUCUUCCAUUAGUUUUUCAAAAAGCGUCUGUUUUUACUGGUUGGAGAAACCGUAACAUGAACUCUGAGACAUGAUGAAGCUGUGUCAUCGCUGUGGCAACCAAGACCUUGCUUUGAUGUCUACUGCCGCGAUGCCCGAAAGCAUGACGGACGCUUUGCUGCCUUUCCUAGAGAGUAUAUCUGAUGUGUGGAUGCCUCGCCAAUUUCAUGUGUCGCUGUGAUUUUCUGCAACAAAUUUUCACCUUGACCUUUUGACCUUUUCCUGAUCCAGUUCUCCGUUGCACUCCAGAGUGGACGGUGAAGUCGACUACAACCCCUGGCAAAAAUGGAAUCACCGGCCUCGGAGGAUGUUCAUUCAGUUGUUUAAUUUUGUAGAAAAAAAGCAGAUCACAGACAUGACACAAAACUAAAGUCAUUUCAAAUGGUAAC